Paramecium pentaurelia is the source of this 1564-nucleotide messenger RNA. The record is from the annotation of a GenBank genome assembly. Lineage: Eukaryota; Ciliophora; Oligohymenophorea; Peniculida; Parameciidae.
AUGCAUUUCUAAAGAAGAGGAAUUAUGAAUUAUUCUUACUCUCUUGGAGAUAUUGUUGGACGUGGAUUCAGUUCAAUUGUAUACAAAGGAAUAAAUGAUCUUACUUAAGAAGAAGUAGCCAUUAAGGUAUAUUAAAUAAGUUAAUCAGGUUAUUUAAAGAUAAAUAAGUGAUUAAAUACCACUUAUUCAAAAUGAAAUAACAAUACUUUCAAAAUUGAAAGGAAAUUAUAUACUCAAACUAUAUGAUUAUUUUUACACUAAAAACAACAUUUAUAUAAUAACUGAAUUAUGCAAAUAGGGAGAUUUAUAAUCAUAUAUAAAGAAACACGGUAAAUUAAAUUCAAAUAUUGCUAUACAAAUUAUAAUUUAAAUUAUAUAUGGCAUCGCAUCUAUGUAAUCAGAAAGUAAAUCAUAUUUAAUAUAAUAAGACAUAAUUCAUAGAGAUUUAAAACCAUAAAACAUACUAAUAUCUGAUAAUACUAUAAGAAUAGCAGAUUUUGGAUUUGCAAAAUAAAUGUCACAAUUAGGAUCUGAAAUGAAUGUUGGAACUCCUUUAUAUAUGAGUCCUGAAACUUUAAUAAGAAAUUAAUAUCAUUUAAAAAGUGACAUUUGGAGUUUUGGUGUAAUGGCUUAUGAAAUAUUAUUUGGUAUUCCUCCUUGGAGUGCUUAAAAUGAGAGAGAUUUAAUUUAUGAAAUAACAAGAAAUUAAGUUAAUAUUCCAGAUAUACCAGAAAUACCUGAAUAUAUAAAACAAUUAAUUCAAACUUGUUUGGUUUUUGAUUUAAAUUAUCGAUCCAGCAUAUCUGAUAUCCUUAAUAGUAGAUUAUUCGUUAAACAAUAGAAAAAAAAUAAUUUUAAAACUGUAAAAGUUGAUAGAUUGGCCGCUCCUGUUAUUCCAAAAAUUACAAAAACAGAUUCUGACUAAUUUAUCAUAAUUGAUAAUACAAUACAAGGAUAUUAGAAUUAUUUUAAUGUAAUUAAAUUCAUUUUAUCUGAAAAUUACAAAUUGAUUUCACCUUGGUUAAAAGAGAAAUUAUGUAUAUUAUCAGCAAAACAUUUGACUAUUUUAUCAGCAGCACUUAUUAAUUUAAUUUCUUCUGAUUCAAAUAAUGGAGAAAAUAAAAUAAAAUAAUAAGGAUUAGAUUAAGUCUGUUAAGAUAACUCAAAAAUUUAAUUAAUUUUUUAGAAUCAAUUAAAUAAGGUUAGUAGUAUUCCUGAAUUUUCUAAUGAUAUUAUAAAAUAUGAUUAAGAAUUUUCUCGUUUAAUAAAUAAUUUAACUAAAGAAGGAUUAUUAUCUUAUAUUAAAUUAAGUAUUUAAGAGUUGAAUCAUGAUUUAUAUACAAAAAUAAAACUUUAGAAUGUGAUAUAAUAUACAAAAGAGUUGUAAAUUUUGAAAACAUUAUCGCAAUAUUAUGAAAUUUUAUAUAAAUAUGGAUUAUUGCCUUAAUUUAAUUAAAAUGAUUUACUAUAAUUUUUAGAUUAAAUAACUCAUAAUUCAAAAUAUCUUAUUGAAUAUAGACAUUUUUUAGAAUUAAGAUAUGAAAUUAAAUAAAUUUUGAAAUGA